AUGCCCGCCGGCGUGUCCUGGCCCGUCUACCUGCGCACGCUGGGCGCCAGCCUGCUCGCCAUGUUCGCGGGCGCCGAGGUCGUGCACAGAUACUACAGGCCGGACCUCACAAUACCUGAAAUACCUCCUAAACCCGGAGAACUGAGAACAGAACUGCUGGGUUUAAAAGAAAGAUCAAGACAAGUUCAAACUUCACAGCACUGAUCACAAUUUAAGUUGUGAAGACAAACUGUUAA
This is a messenger RNA of Tinamus guttatus (white-throated tinamou), 236 nucleotides long. RefSeq names its product ubiquinol-cytochrome c reductase complex assembly factor 6 (gene UQCC6). NCBI's taxonomy places the organism in Eukaryota, Metazoa, Chordata, Aves, Tinamiformes, Tinamidae. Gene Ontology annotation, biological process: mitochondrial respiratory chain complex III assembly. Gene Ontology annotation, cellular component: mitochondrion. The record is from RefSeq and is a predicted model, not a curated record.